Messenger RNA from Conger conger (European conger), 5065 nucleotides. It is a transcript of the gene usp7, whose product is annotated as ubiquitin specific peptidase 7 (herpes virus-associated). Lineage: Eukaryota; Metazoa; Chordata; Actinopteri; Anguilliformes; Congridae. Gene Ontology annotation, molecular function: cysteine-type deubiquitinase activity; cysteine-type endopeptidase activity; protein binding. Gene Ontology annotation, biological process: regulation of protein stability; protein deubiquitination. The transcript has 31 exons. The record is from RefSeq and is a predicted model, not a curated record. The coding region runs from base 269 to 3604 and encodes 1111 amino acids. Gene Ontology annotation, cellular component: nucleus; cytosol.
GAUUGGGCGAAUAGCGAGCAAAUACGUGCGCGUUUCUCUGCCUGCUCCCCCACCGACUUUCCUCCCUCAAUCCCCGGCGUUGACAGCUGAAAAAGCCGAGGUCGUUUUAGAGCAGGCCCAGCCGCUAAGGCUCGACCUGUGUUCUCCACCUCCGCAUUCCCAAUCCCCACUUCAGCCUCCCCGGCCUCGGCUCCCCACGGAACCUACGUCGGAAAAGGUCGAGGGGACCCAAGACUACAGGCAUCAACACACCCCGUUAGCUGCCAACAUGAACAAUCACCAUCACACCCAGCAACAGCAGCAGAAAGCCGGCGAGCAGCAACUUAGCGAGCCCGAGGAUAUGGAAAUGGAAGCAGGUGACACAGAUGAUCCCCCGAGAAUCACUCCAAAUCCGGUCAUCAACGGGAACCUGGCCAUGGCCGACGGACACAACAACACGGAGGAGGACAUGGAGGACGACACCAGCUGGCGGUCCGAGGCCACGUUCCGCUUUGUGGUGGAGCGUUUCAGCCGCCUGGGCGAGUCGGUGCUCAGCCCCUCCUGCUUCGUGAGGAACCUGCCCUGGAAGAUCAUGGUCAUGCCGCGCUUCUACCCCGACCGCCCCCAUCAGAAGAGCGUGGGCUUCUUCCUGCAGUGCAACGCCGAGUCUGACUCCACGUCAUGGUCUUGCCACGCCCAGGCCAUGCUGAAAAUCAUCAACUACAAAGACGACGAGAAGUCCUUCAGCCGCCGGAUAAGCCACCUGUUCUUCCACAAGGAGAACGACUGGGGCUUCUCCAACUUCAUGUCCUGGAGCGAUGUGACCGAUCCAGAAAGGGGCUUCAUCGAAGACGAUAAGGUCUCCUUCGAGGUGUACGUUCAGGCCGACGCCCCACAUGGCGUAGCGUGGGACUCGAAGAAACACACUGGCUAUGUUGGUUUGAAAAACCAAGGGGCCACAUGUUACAUGAACAGCUUGUUACAGACUCUGUUCUUCACAAACCAGCUUCGUCGGGCAGUGUACAUGAUGCCCACAGAGGGAGAUGACUCCUCUAAAAGCGUUCCCCUGGCCCUGCAGAGGGUGUUUUACGAGCUCCAGCACAGCGACAAACCCGUGGGGACCAAGAAACUCACAAAGUCCUUCGGGUGGGAAACUCUAGACAGCUUCAUGCAGCAUGACGUGCAGGAACUCUGCAGGGUGCUUCUGGACAAUGUGGAAAACAAGAUGAAAGGGACGUGUGUGGAAGGCACCAUCCCGAAGCUCUUCCGCGGGAAAAUGGUGUCCUAUAUCCAGUGUAAACAUGUAGACUAUAGAUCUGAGCGAAUAGAAGAUUACUACGACAUCCAGCUCAGCAUAAAAGGAAAGAAAAACAUUUUUGAGUCUUUCAAAGACUACGUGGCCGUGGAGCAGCUGGACGGAGACAACAAGUACGACGCGGGAGAGCACGGCCUGCAGGAAGCGGAGAAGGGUGUAAAGUUUCUCACGUUCCCGCCCAUCCUGCACCUGCAGCUUAUGAGGUUCAUGUACGACCCCCAGACAGACCAAAACAUCAAGAUCAACGACAGGUUCGAGUUCCCGGAGCAGUUGCCUCUGGAUGAGUUUCUGCAGAAGCCGGACGUGAAGGACCCCGCUAACUACAUCCUGCACGCCGUGCUGGUCCACAGUGGGGACAACCACGGCGGUCACUACGUCGUCUACCUCAACCCCAAAGGAGACGGCAAAGUGAGUGUCAAGGAGCCAAUAUGGUGCAAAUUUGACGACGACGUUGUGUCCCGGUGUACUAAAGAGGAGGCGAUAGAACACAACUACGGCGGCCACGAUGACGACCUGUCCGUGCGCCACUGCACGAACGCGUACAUGCUGGUGUACAUCCGGGAGUCCAAGCUCGGCGAGGUGCUGCAGCCCGUUACAGACCUGGACAUCCCCCAGCAGCUGGUGGAGCGGCUGCAGGAGGAGAAGAGGGUGGAGGCGCAGAAGAGGAAGGAGCGCCAGGAGGCGCACCUCUACAUGCAAGUACAGAUCGUGACGGAAGACCAGUUCUGCGGUCACCAGGGCAACGACAUGUACGACGAGGAGAAGGUGAAGUACACGGUCUUCAAGGUGCUGAAGAGCUCCACACUGGCCGAGUUCGUCCAGAACCUGUCCCAGACCAUGGGUUUCCCACAGGAUCAGAUCCGGCUGUGGCCCAUGCAGGCCAGGAGUAAUGGUACAAAGAGACCAGCCAUGAUGGACUAUGAGGCUGACUGCAGCAAGUCUAUGAUUGACUUGAGUGACAAUGAAAACCCCUGGACAAUAUUUCUGGAGACGGUCGAUCCGGAGAUGGCGGCCAGCGGCGCUACGUUACCGAAGUUCGACAAAGACCAUGAUGUGAUGCUGUUCUUGAAGAUGUACGAUCCCAAAACAAGAAGCUUAAAUUAUUGUGGACAUAUCUAUACACCUAUAUCCUGUAAAAUACGAGACUUGCUGCCAGUAAUGUGUGAGAGAGCAGGAUUUCAGCAAGGAACUAGCCUUAUCCUCUAUGAGGAAGUUAAGCCGAAUUUAACGGAGCGGAUUCAGGACUACGACGUCUCCCUGGACAAGGCUCUGGAUGAGCUGAUGGACGGAGACAUAAUCGUCUUCCAGAAGGACGACCCUGAAAAUGACACCAGCGAGCUACCUACCGCAAAAGAUUACUUCAGAGACCUUUACCAUCGCGUGGACGUCAUCUUCUGCGACAAAACCAUCCACAACGACCCCGGCUUCGUAGUGACCCUGUCCAACAGAAUGAACUACUUCCAGGUGGCAAAGACUGUUGCACAGAGGCUAAACACUGACCCCAUGCUCCUGCAGUUCUUCAAAUCACAAGGGUACAGAGACGGCCCAGGUAACCCCCUCAGGCACAACUAUGAAGGCACUCUGCGAGACCUGCUGCAGUUCUUUAAGCCCCGGCAGCCCAAGAAGCUGUACUACCAGCAGCUGAAGAUGAAGAUCACAGACUUCGAGAACAGGAGGAGUUUCAAAUCCAUAUGGCUGAACAGCCAGUUUCGGGAAGAGGAGAUAACACUAUACCCUGACAAGCACGGCUGUGUGGGAGACCUCCUGGAGGAAUGUAAAAAGGCUGUGGAGCUGUCUGACAAAGGCUCAGAGAAGCUCAGGCUGUUAGAAAUUGUUAGCUAUAAAAUAAUCGGGGUUCACCAAGAGGACGAGCUGUUGGAGUGCCUGUCGCCUGCUGCAAGCCGCACCUUCAGGAUAGAGGAGAUCCCUCUGGACCAGGUGGACCUGGACAAGGACAGCGAGAUGCUGAUUCCGGUCGCGCACUUCCACAAGGAGGUCUUCGGCACUUUCGGGAUCCCUUUCCUGCUGAAGAUCCGACAGGGGGAGCCCUUCAGGGAGGUCAUGAGAAGAAUCCAGACCAUGCUUGACAUCCAGGAGAAGGAGUUUGAAAAGUUCAAGUUUGCCAUCGUGAUGAUGGGGCGGCAUCAGUACAUCAAUGAAGAAGAAUAUGAAGUGAACCUGAAGGACUUUGAGCCACAGCCAGGUAACAUGUCCCACCCGAGGCCAUGGUUGGGGCUGGAUCAUUUCAACAAGGCUCCCAAGAGAGGCCGCUACACGUACCUGGAGAAAGCCAUCAAGAUCCACAACUGACGCUCUCCAAAAAGCCUAACCCACCCGUUACUAAAGACUUUAACCAAACCCCCUGUGUGCCCCCCGCUUCUAACAGCGCAGAGCUCUCGGGCGCACUGCCAGUGAAGGCCAAGUGGGUUUGCUGCUCAUCCUACUUUCUUUAGGGUUUUUUUUUUUCUUUCCUUUUCCUCCUUUAAGUUUCGGGGGCUGUUCAGUUUGGCUUAACUAUAGACUGCCUACUUCAGGUCCGAAGAAUGAAAUUGGAUUUUAAAAAGCGGGCGGGAGGAUGGCAUGAACUUAAUAGGUGUUUGGAUUUUUUUUUUGGUCCUUGUUUGUCCCCCCUCACCCCACACGUUUUUAUUUUCAUUUAGUUUUUUUAAAAGAAUUGUUCUGGUGAGAGAGCUGCUGCAUUCUGGAGGGAGGGGAGUAGAUGGGGGAGUGGUUACAGGGCAGGGAGGUGGGCAGGCGGAUGGAAGGACAGACUGCCAUUUGCAGAAAAAGGUGUUCAUCUUGUGACGUCAGGCCAGAGGGCUUAAGCUAGCUGCCUAUCCUGGUUGUCGCAUAUUUCCCUUUCCCUUAGUGCAACUAGUCGAUUAUUUCAUGUUUACACAGAUCUUUCUCUCUUAGUUUGGUUGGAGGAAUUCCGCUUUUUGUUUUGGGAUUUUUUUGUUUUGUUUUAGUUUUUUUGUUUUUUUUCCCCCCACAGAUUGUAUAAUAAUAAAAAUCCACAGCAUCCGUUAAAAAGUAAUAAAAUAAAAAAAACCAAGCCUCUGUACUUCAUCUUGCACGUUGGCACUUAAUAUCAAAGAUGAGAACAUUUAUCAGCACUUGUUAAAUGCGAUCUUUGGGUUUAGCAUUGAUUUCUGCAUACACCCGUUUGGUUCCUUUGUCUUUCUUUGGAAUUGGUUCCUGUCUCCUUGCGCUUUGUAGUCACUUUUGCUGUGGAUUUACAAUGGCAAUGCCAUCAGACGUCUGAUGGGUUAAGUGAUUUUUACUGUACUGUGCAUUUGCAAGAAGCUACGGACACUUAGCUGACUGGUUGAGGAUAUAGAAACCAGCAUUAAUAAACAGAAAUACAAACCACCCCCCCCCCCUUUCUUUUUUUAAGCACAGACGGAAUGCUCCCUAGCGUAGAGUUGGCUUUGUAAAGAAAAAAGAAAAAAAUCAAAAAUUGUAUAUUUAAAGAAUGAACAUGUAAAAUUAAACACAAAUUUUGUUGGGUACAAAACCAUUCAGAUGUGCAUAUUCAUUGUGUGUAGUUUUUAAUUUUGGUUUCUGACUUCUUUCCGUCAUAUACUUCGUUUUCUUUUAACUAAUUGCAAUGGUCUGUCUAGUUUAAGUGCAGUACAAAGAUGGCCUGCAGAUCACCUUUAUUUUCUCUUCUCUCCCGUCUAAUUCCUCCGUGUAGCAGCUGUGUAUUACUAUUCCUGUAUAUUGCCUUUUUGCUGGGAAAUGUAUGUUGAAUAAAAAUUUUCUAUAAAA